Molecule: messenger RNA, 1803 nt
Organism: Cadophora gregata
Lineage: Eukaryota; Fungi; Ascomycota; Leotiomycetes; Helotiales; Ploettnerulaceae
Exons: 7
Coding region: 1-1803 (600 amino acids)
Molecular function (GO): monooxygenase activity; oxidoreductase activity, acting on paired donors, with incorporation or reduction of molecular oxygen; heme binding
Source: RefSeq, a predicted model, not a curated record
AUGCUUCAUUAUCCUUCCCUCUUCUUAUAUGGGCUUCCAGCCUUGUUUGUCCUGUCAAAGCUCAUCAGUUACGUAAACUGGUAUAUCACUACAUUCAAUGAUGCACGCCGCUUUGCGGCAACGUCAACAGUCCCAAGUGUCACAAUUUAUAGUCAUUGUGGCUCUGUCAUCUUCUGGCUUGCAUCACCAUGGAUCGCUCCUCUUAUUGAGACCUUACCUUUCGGAUGGGGCGAUUGGGUAUCAUAUGUUAAAAAGGACUUUGCAUGGCACAAAAAAGGCAAAUUGAAGUCCGAUGUAUUCUGGACCGUUGGGCCUGGCGGGCAAGCUCUUUAUGUUGCUGAUGCGGAUGUCAUAUCCCAGAUAGUUCACAGAUGGAAAGAUUUCUCGAAGAAAGUGGUGCAUUACCGCACACUUGCCGUAUUCGGUCCAAAUGUUGUUACUGUGGAAGGCUCAGAUUGGCAAAGGCAUCGAAAGAUCACUGGUCCUCCCUUCAACGAGAGGAAUAGCGGCUUAGUUUUUGAUAAGUCAGUCACUCAAGGCAGGGACAUGCUGGCUUCGUUCACACACGACGUUGAAGGCCGUCAAGCAAGUCCGGUUGGGGAGGACUUGAUGCACUGGUCGAUGACCGUGGCACUCAAUGUUAUAUCUUCGGCAGCUUUCAAUCUUCAUGUGCCAUGGCCGAUCAAAUCUAUCGAGUCUCCUGUUCGUCCUUGGGAAACAUCGCAAACCAGUCUCGCAGCAAGUAAAACAGACACUACUAAGAAGCACGGGAUGACGUUCCAGCACUGUGUACAUGCUGUCAUGAACAAUCUUCCGUUCAUUAUAUUCUUCCCCGCCUGGGUUUUACGCAAGAGCCCUUUCCAAACCAUGCGAAAUAUGCAGGUGUCCUCAGACGAGUUCAAAAGCCACAUGCAAGAGUUGAUUGAUAAGAACCAAAACACGUUCAAGUCGACAGGUGAAGAUAGUGGUAAUAACGAUUUACUGAACAACAUCAUCAAGGCCAAUGCGACUGAUACAAGUCAUGCACUGAAUGCUGACGAGAUGAUUGGCAACAUCUUCAUAUUCAUCGUGGCAGGCCACGAGACUUCGGCGAAUACCCUGCAAACAUGUCUGAUCCUUCUCGCGAUUUAUCCUAAUGUUCAGAAAGCCGUUCAAGACGAAAUUGACGGCAUUUGGGCCACGAAGAAAUCAGGCGAAGACUUGGUCUAUAAAGAAGACUACCCUAAGAUGAGAAUGAUAUCUGCAACAGUGCUCGAAGGACUCAGACUGUUUCCACCCGUCGUUGGCAUCCCCAAAGAAGUUCCCAUGGAGAACUUGGCGGGACAGACUCUUACUUACCGGGAUAAGCCAUUUUUCGUUCCUCCGAAUACAGACAUUACGAUAGAUGUCGUUUCCACGCAACGGAAUUAUCGUUACUGGGGCGAUGACUCCCAAGAAUUCCGGCCCUCUCGCUGGCUCAUGCCACCGGGCUACAUCGCCCCUCCAAACACAACCAACGAGUCUCCCGGCCAUGCUGACAUAUUCUGCCCACCUAAGGGAGCUUUCAUCGCUUUUAGUGCAGGCUUUAGAGGAUGCCUUGGGAGGAAGUUCGCUCAGGUUGAGCUCUGUACUCUCAUUGCGGUGCUUUUGAAGGAUUACUCUAUUGAGUUGGUUGGUGAGAAAGGGGCGAGUUUCAAGGACGCCCAGAAGCAGGCGCUUGCGGCGAUAGAUGACAGAAGGACGGAGAUCGCCAUGAGAAUGCGGAAGGCCGUGAAGGUGCGAUUUGUGAAGAGGGGAAGCGAAUCAUUUCCUCCUCGUGGCUAG